Messenger RNA from Pichia kudriavzevii, 855 nucleotides. RefSeq lists its product as uncharacterized. The coding region runs from base 1 to 855 and encodes 284 amino acids. The transcript has a single exon. Lineage: Eukaryota; Fungi; Ascomycota; Pichiomycetes; Pichiales; Pichiaceae. The record is from RefSeq and is a predicted model, not a curated record.
AUGCUGUCAUGUAAUUCGGUGAGUCAUAGAGCAAUACGAAUAUACAGAUCAUAUUCUAUUUCUGGAAGAAGCUAUACACUCAGUGCGGACUCAAGUGCCGAAUCAGCACAAAGCUCUUUCUUACGUCCCCUGAAGGAUCCACCGAGACGGACAUCUAAGUGGAAAAUGAUAUCCGAUAGAGAAAGAGUUCAAAGCUACAAGUGUCUAGAAAAAACCGCUAUUGCUCAUAUCUUGAGCUCACCUCCACGGAUGUUACAUGUAGCUAGGAUUGUUAUUCCACGUGACUUCUUAGUGCCACUAAGAGUUAUGGAGAAUCCAAUACGGGGAGAAGCUAGCGUAUUCCCGUACAUUAUUGCUCCAUAUCACCCUGAUGAUCUCAAGGUUCCCGAAGAUCCAGUGUUAUAUUAUGCAAACUCCAUAAGUUUAUUUGAAAGCUACAAUAACAAGGAAACCACCGGGACACACACUGUACCUUUACAAAAACUUACCAUCUAUAACAAUAUGUAUCCGAACAUAAAGGUGCAUAAACAUGUCGGUUGGAAUAUUGAUACUCACAAAGUAAUUGAACAAAUUUACGUAGAUUUGUUAAAGCAUGAAUUGGAGAAAUGUGAAGUAUUUGAAGAACUAAUGCCAUCUUCUGUUUCUUGUUUGGACUUAGUGUACAUAGACUCCAAGGAGUACUUGUUUAUGGGCGAAGAGAGAAUGCAACUCAAUUUAUUCACAAUGCUGCAGCAUUCUCCAGAAAUAAUUGAAUUGUUAAAAGGCAAGUUCAAAACAAACAUUAUACCAAUUAACUCUUCAACAGAUAACCUAAAUAGAAUACUCAUAAGGUAUUCCAUGUUUUUGAACAAUUGA